UCCCCCACGCGUUUUAGCUCAAAUAUCUGCUAGGGAAAAAAAUCCAAAACCACAAUUAUUAUCCUCUUCUAUUCUAAAGAGAUCUGGGCUUCUGGCUCUGGUAGGCUCUCCGCUCCCGUGAGAUCGCCAAAACAGCCGAGACUUGACACCGCUCGGCUGUGUGGUGGGGUGGCCUUCUCCCUCCCGCUGGCCACGGCCCACGGGCAGCAGCCACUGGUUCCGUCUCCACCGCUCGUGCUCUCCUGUCAGAAUCCGAAAAAAUGGCGGCGCCUGCAACCGCAACCCUAUCCUUGGCUUCAGUUCCUUGCAGGAAGCAUCAGCUCCGGCGUGGCGCCAGUACCUUCAACGCGCGACAACUCAGUGCUUCCAGCUCCCACUGGCAGCCCUCUGCCACUCUGAGGUGGGGAGUGCCAAGACCACGCGCCGGCGCGGCGAAGCGGGUCAUCGUCGCCCAGGCCGGCGCCGGCAGCUACAAGGUGGCCAUCCUUGGCGCCGCGGGUGGGAUUGGGGAGCCGCUCUCGCUCCUGAUCAAGAUGUCCCCGCUCGUCUCGGCGCUGCACCUCUACGACACCGCCAACGUCAACGGUGUCGCCGCCGAUCUCAGCCACUGCAACACGCAGGUGGAGGUCGCCGGCUUCACCGGAAAAGAUGAGCUCGUCGGCAGCCUAGACGGCGCGGACGUGGUGGUUAUCCCCGCCGGCGCGCCCCGGAAGCCCGGCAUGACGCCGGACGACCUGUUCAGCGUCAACGCCGGCAUCGUGAAGGAGCUCGUGGAGGCGGUGGCGGACCACGCGCCGGGCGCGCUGAUCCACAUCAUCACGUACCCGGUGAACUCCACGGUCCCGAUCGCCGCCGAGGUCCUCAAGCGGAAGGGCGCGUACGACCCGCGGAAGCUGCUCGGCGUCACGACCCUGGACGUGGUCCGCGCCAACGCGUUCAUCGCGGCGGCCAAGGGCCUCCCGCUGGCCGACGUCGACGUGCCGGUCGUGGGCGGCCACGCGGGGACCACCAUCCUGCCGCUGCUGUCCAAGGCGCGGCCCAAGGCGGCGUUCACGGACGAGGAGGUCGAGGAGCUCACGGCCAGGGUCCAGAACGCCGGCACCGAGGUGGUGGAGGCCAUGGCCGGCGCCGAGUCCGCGACGCUGUCCAUGGCGUACGCCGAGGCGCGGUUCCUGGAGGCGUCGCUGCGGGGGCUCGACGGCGACGCCGACGUGUACGAGUGCGCGUACGUGCAGUCCCAGGUGGUGCCGGAGCUCCCGUUCUUCGCGUCCAGGGUGAAGCUCGGGAGGGAAGGGGUGGAGGAGGCGGUGGGAUCGGAGCUCAGGGGGCUCUCGGACUACGAGGCGCGCGCGCUGGAGGCCCUCAAGCCGCAGCUCAAGGCCAGCAUCGACAAGGGCAUCGCGUACGUGCAGCAGCAGCAGGAGGCAGCGUUGAACUGAGCCUGCUGAAGAAUUGGCCAUCGUCUUGUGUCAGGUCUGGGAUGCUGGGCUGUGCCGGUUUUGUAGCACUGCACACAAAACAUUCUUUUUCUACUGAAGAUUGGAGUUGGACGGAACAAUGAAAAGAAAAAAAAAACUCUGAAUCUUUGCGAGAUGCAAAUGCUGAAAAGUGAAAACAACCGGAUCCCCUAGAAA
Panicum virgatum (switchgrass) is the source of this 1634-nucleotide messenger RNA. RefSeq names its product malate dehydrogenase, chloroplastic-like. Gene Ontology annotation, molecular function: L-malate dehydrogenase (NAD+) activity. Gene Ontology annotation, biological process: malate metabolic process; tricarboxylic acid cycle. Bases 261 to 1439 code for a protein of 392 amino acids. The transcript has 2 exons. Gene Ontology annotation, cellular component: cytoplasm; mitochondrion. The record is from RefSeq and is a predicted model, not a curated record. NCBI's taxonomy places the organism in Eukaryota, Viridiplantae, Streptophyta, Magnoliopsida, Poales, Poaceae.